AUGUCUGCCGUUUUGCCCAGACUAGGGCUGCAUCUUCCCGCGAAAGUUGAGCCGUUGAAGCAUGAGCGGUCUUUGCUGAAGAAGCUCCUACUAACUAGUGGAAGUAGGCACGCAAGCUCGGUAGCGCUGAAAACACAAGAUGUGUUCACAAACUUCCCCUGCGUGGUGACGCGGAGCCAGCUGACGCGCCCCAUUCUGGAAGAGCUCCAGCGAGAACCGAAACCACUGAACGAAGAACGGCGCGCGAAAAUGACGCGCAAGCAGUUGCGUCAAGUAAGAGAGGCACGCGAAGAGUUCCGGAAGCGCUUAGACCCACGAUCCGACCACGAGACACGAGAAGUGAUGGCCACGAUUCAGAUCAUGUCGUUGGAGGACGUGCCUGGCGCCCUGCCCACAGACUGUAGCGGGGACCAGAUCCUAACCUUGUACCGUGAGGAAGAGGGUCAAGUGUAUUUUGACCCGAGCAGUCACAUGUUUGGGCGCCGCGUAGAUGCCCGGAUAGGCGAGAACGAGGCGGAAUACCACGCGGAGCUGCUGGCAAUGUGGUUCAUGCAACUGUUCCAGUUUCUGCAACAAGCUGGCGCAGACUUUCAUCCGCUGUCGCCACUACACGCACUUUUCAAC
Messenger RNA from Amoebophrya sp. A25, 624 nucleotides. The record is from the annotation of a GenBank genome assembly. NCBI's taxonomy places the organism in Eukaryota, Dinophyceae, Syndiniales, Amoebophryaceae.